AUGACUACCGAAGCUGGAUCGUCCGCGACGUACAAUGCUGGCUGCCACUGCGGCCACAUCACCUUGUCUGUGACUCUAUCGCCUCCAUUGCCCGAGCACCAAGUACUCAAUUGCAACUGCUCCAUCUGUCGCAGCGCUGGGUACCUCCUCGUGUAUCCGGAGGAAAACGAGGUAGAGUGGCACGAUGAUUCUAGGGCAAAGUGCGUCAACUACCAGUUCAACACCAAGAAGAAGGACCAAAUGUUUUGUCCGAAAUGUGGCGUGAGUAUCGGUAUCGACUUUCGAAGACUCAAGGCCGAAGACCCGAAAAGAAAGGCCUACGGGAUCAGUGUGCGCACUUUUUACGGCAUUGACCUGGAUACCUUGAAGUACAAGAAGAUUGACGGAUUCAAUCAAUUCCCUCCUUUCGGGGACGCUGUCAGGCAGGACGCCAAAAGUGUAGGGUAG
This is a messenger RNA of Emericellopsis atlantica, 447 nucleotides long. RefSeq lists its product as uncharacterized. NCBI's taxonomy places the organism in Eukaryota, Fungi, Ascomycota, Sordariomycetes, Hypocreales, Bionectriaceae. The transcript has 4 exons. Gene Ontology annotation, molecular function: carbon-sulfur lyase activity. Bases 1 to 447 code for a protein of 148 amino acids. The record is from RefSeq and is a predicted model, not a curated record.